Paramecium tetraurelia is the source of this 2535-nucleotide messenger RNA. RefSeq lists its product as uncharacterized. Lineage: Eukaryota; Ciliophora; Oligohymenophorea; Peniculida; Parameciidae. The transcript has 6 exons. The record is from RefSeq and is a predicted model, not a curated record.
AUGAGUACACACACUAAACUUGGUUUUAGUAGAUCCUUAAAGGAGGUUUCACCACCCCAAAAAGAAAGCCUGUCUAUUCAACAAGUGCUGGAAAUGUUUCAUUCCCCUUACACUGAAUAAUUGACUGAUCGAAAGAGUGAAGCCAUCGUAAGAUUCUGUAGACAAAGAUCAGGAGGGUUCUUAUUGGAGGAGAUUCAAGAAUUGAUUGAGAUAUUGAGAUUAUCUAUUGCUGAAAACAACGCAUUGAUGUAACCAGCCAUAUAAAAAAUUUGCGAAACUGCUUCUGUUCCAUUCAUCAAAUUAAGAACCUCAGAUUAGUUGAAAUUUGUUCCGAAAUUAAGUGAAUUCCUCGAUACUUUGAAGCCUGUGCUCUAUAGUCCUCAAUAAGAAUCAGGUAGUCAAUAGCCUGAAUUACGAAUGCCAGUAAUUAAGUUUUUGAAAUGUUUUGCAGAAGAAGGAAUUAGCGAGAUAAUGAAAGAGGAAGCCUCCUUUGAGUAAUAAAAGAAGUAAACAGAAUUGUCCCCCUUGCAACACCUUUUGAAGAAUGGAACAAGAAAUCUAAGGGCGUUGAAUUAAUCCAAUUUGAUUGAGAACAUCAUCUUUACUAUGCAGCAUUAUUCAAAACAGUAUGAAUAUUUAUUGCCCUUACUUGAAUUGAUUUCUAGUUGCAUUCUCUACAGAGAUCUAGCAGCUAAAUUUUCAAAUUUUGGCAUUCUAAAGGAUAUUGUGUAUGUGAUAUUUGAAUGCGAAGAUUUUAGAUCCUACAUUGUGAAAUCAUGCUUUGAGAUUAUUUGGAACACAAUUGAAGCUGUUGGAGUAGCAUCGAUCAAGUUAUUUGCAGUGGAAGACAUCAUUUCAGGGUUGAAGAAACUAUUCGAAAACAUCAUGAAAUAGGGAUAUAAAUUGGAAGACAAGUGUCUAAGAAAUGAAAUCUUAAUCUUAUUAAACUAUUUAAUGAGAGAUGAGAAGGCAUUAUAAUAUUUUGUUGAUAAGCCUCAAGCUCAUACAAUUUAAUAAUAGACCAAUUUCUUAGAAGUCUUGUUGUUCUAUGCCACAAUUGAUGAGGUCACAUUCUAUAAUGAACCAAUCAGAACUAAUUAGUUAAAAGCAUUCUUUGGUACCACUAGUGAAGACUUAGAAUUCAAGAAAUUGAUUUGGAGUGGAAUUUUAACAGCUGUUCAAUCGGGCAAUUAAGCUGUCUUGGAGGCUGUUAAGGAGUCUCCCUUCAUUAUCACUCUAUUAUUAUACAUAGAUCCACUUGCCAAUAGUUAUGCUGUUAAUAGAUGGUCUCCUCCGUAAAAAAAAGAAUAUAAUUACAUUGUUUAGGAAUAUUUGGGAAAUGCCAUUGUAUAUUUAAAAGAUGAUUUUUACGAAAAGAAUGGUCUGUUUUGUCUAACCAAGUUUCUCACUAACACUCAAGAAUUGGAUCACAAGGAAAGGUGUUUGAAGGCCUUCAAUAAUGCAUCAGAAUUUGAAUAGAAUUACAAAAUCAAAAUUUGUGAUGAAGGUGUGAUGGAUAAUCUCAUAGAAUUCUUGUAAAAUGAAAAUGACAAUGAUAAUCCAUUAAAAAUAAAGGAGUUGUGUUUCUCCAUUAUUUCCAAUUUGUGUAAGGAGUGCAAUAAAAAUAAGAAGUUAUUUAGAUAAAAGGGUGCUGUUGAAUUAAUGGUUAACGCAUUAAAGAAUCCUAAUUUAGGUACAAGUGCAAGAUAUGCUCUCUAUGCAGUAAGUGUUCUCGAUUGCUUAUGGAACACCAUUCUGGGCAAUAGAAAAUCUGAAGCUAUCUUUCUGGAUUCUGAAGGUCUCUAUGUAUUAUUGGAAUUCUUAGAAACUUGUGAUGAUAUGCAUAAGAAACUUACUCUGUCUUGUUUAAGUUACUUGAUGGAAAACCCUAAGGCUAUUCCAUACUUUUGUGAUUGGAACUCCCCAAAGACUAUGAUCAACAGUACAUAAUUACUGGUCAAGAUCUAUGUUGCAGAAGAUCAAAGAUAUGGAGUCAAAUAUUCUGAUGGCAUUGUCACCAACAAACUAAGACCUUUGAAUCCACAAAAUGAUCCUAGUCUUAGAACACCAAAUCAAUAGGGAGAUCAGAAAUCAAAACACAUGAAAUCUCUUAGAACAUAAUAGGAGGAUUUAGAAUCAGAUGUUGGCAGUGAGGCUUAUUUAGUAAGAAGGAUAACUGAAAAGUCAGCUGAAUACGAUUUAAGAGCGAUUGUAUUUGCUAUAUUGUAUAGAACAGGAUUUGAUAAGAAUGAAUUGCUACCGAAUGAGAAGUAGAUGGUUGAGGUUAUACAAUUGUAUCCGCAUUUUAAAAUAGGAGAAAUCUGGAGAGAAAUCAAGUAUGACCUUGAAUAAGAUAAAAUCAAGCCUACUUCAGAUGAUUAUCAUUGGUUGAUGACAUCAAUUGAAGAAUCUGAAGAACUUGUAAUGAACUGCAUGAAUACUUAAGGACUUAUUGCAAGAGAGUUCAGAAAAGUCUAAGAAGAAGAACUAACCAAAUUUUACGAUAUUAUUAGAAGUAACAAGUUAACUAAAUGA